UCCGGGGGAGCCGCCAUGAAGCUGAAGCGGCAGAAGCACGCCAAGAAGAACAUGGGCUUCUACAAGCACAACUUCCACUUCCGCGAGCCCUUCCAGGUGCUGCUGGACGGCACCUUCUGCCAGGCCGCGCUCCGCAACAAGAUCCAGAUCCGGGAGCAGCUGCCCGGCUACUUGGGGGGCGCCACCCAGCUCUGCACCACCCGAUGUGUUCUAAAAGAACUGGAAUCGCUGGGGAAGGCACUGUAUGGAGCAAAAUUAAUUGCCCAAAGAUUUCAACUUCGAAGCUGUUCUCACCACAAGGAUCCUGUGGGUGGUUCGGCCUGUUUACUUUCCAUGAUUGAAGAAGGCAACCCUCAUCACUUCUUCAUCGCUACACAGGACCAGGAGUUAGCAAACAAAGUGAAAAAGAAGGCUGGCGUUCCUCUCCUCUUUAUUAUUCAGAACACUAUGGUGCUAGACAAACCUUCUCCUAAAUCUUUGGCAUUUGUUCAAAAGUUGCAGAUGAAUGAGCUUGUUCCAGAGCACCAAAAACAAAGUAUUGUGCAGCUUAAAGAAAAAGAAGGACUAGCAAAGCAAGAAGGUGAAAAGAGAAGAAAACGUAAAAGGGCAGGUGGCCCCAAUCCUCUCAGCUGUCUGAAGAAGAAAAAGAAAACACAGGAGGGUCAGGAGCCUUCUGCUGAAAAGAAGAAAAGAAGAAAAAGAAAGCGAAUUAGGGUUAAAGCAGAAGCUGUGCAGUCAGUGCAGAAGAGUGGAGAAGAAUAAACCCAUCUUUGUGAACAAUGCAGGACUUGAACUUUGUUUGAGCUUGCAAAAAGAAAGAUUAAUAUGCAGUAUGUAAUGUGAAAUCAAGUCGCUAAUAUAAAAACUUAUUUUUAUAAGGUGUUACUGCUUCUUAUUGCAUCUCAACAUUUGCAGGUUAUUGUCUUAAUAAUUUAUUCUAUUGUUUAGAAAGUGGGUCUCUGACAAAAUAUUUAGGAACCCUCAUCAUUUCAACAUCUUGAUUCUUGCCAGAGGGUUUAUGUGAUCAGAGGCAAUUUUUUAGAAAUGCUUCUUGGGUUUCAUAUGGCUUUUGGUGGGAUGCUGGACUUCUUUCUAAAUCUGGGUUGCAAUUCUUGCUAAACUGGUUUUGACAGUUGUUCUGUUACAGAAUGUGGAAUUGACCUAUAAGAACAUAGUAUUUUAUUUGUAUUGUUUGAAUACAAAAGUUAACUCUUUUGCAAAGUGCCCAGGUGCCCUCAAGAAGUCCCUUCCAGCCUAAAUUACUCUGUAAACUCCACGUGAACUGGUAUGUCUACUGUGCAUGAUUCUUAUUUAUGAAGAAGAUCCUGAAGGGUGCGUGAUUGUGUUGAUAUUCCUGACAUUAUAAUGGCAUCUCUAGCAUGUCUAGUUUAUCUCUAGUUUAUUCUUCCUUUUUAAAUAGGAAGAAUGCAGCUUGGAAAUGCUGAAUCAAAGCCCUGCCUAACACCCAGUGCCAUCACAGGGUAGCACAGCUGUGGAGGAGUCCUGGGACAGAGCUCAUUGGAGGUGCUGGGACUCGGACCCUGUUGCGUGUUUCAUUGUCCUGUAAGCAGAACAGUGAACAGAACUUGGGACAAGAGGAAAUGGCCUCAAGUGGCGCCGGUGGAGGUUUAGAUUGGGUAUUAAGAAAAAAUUCCUCACUGAAAGGGUUGUCAAGCACUGGAACAGGCUGCCCAGGGAAGCGGUCAAGUUGCCAUCCCUGAAGGUAUUAUAAAUUAGACAUAGAGCUUAGUGAGAUGGUUUAGUGAUGGUUUUGUCAGUGGUAGGUUGAUGGUUGGACCUGAUGAUCUGAAAGGUCCUUUCCAACCUAGACAAUUCUAUGAGGGCUGGAGGAGGGAACUGCCAAAAUUGUUUCAAGUACCUGAUUUUCUUUAGUAGCUAUUUGCCUUACCUGGCAUGUUUGGUGGCAUUGAGAGGCAGAAGUGAGUGACUGGGAUGACGUAAGAGGGGUACGCAUAGUAGAAUAGUACCUGCUGUGGCAUCAGUUUGCUGUCACAGUGUUCCCAGUCUUCGCUUUGCCAGAUACUUAACUUUUCUCAGUGUGUUUCUACUUAACAGAUCUAAUUGUUGGAUGUCUGGAGUACAUAGGCAGCUAUAGUGUACGCUGCUUUCUGUUGGCUUUUCAAAUUAUAAGGCCAGUUGUUCUGUGGAGUUUGAGAAACCAGCGGGAGUGAUGGGAGUUGGCCAGUUUUGGGGGAAACUGCAGGGUCGUUCCCUGGGAUCUGCAGAGGCUGCUCCCAGCCGGGGCAGGAGAGGUUCCUGGGUGUGCUCUGCGUGCGGCAGGGUGCUCUGCUGCUGUGUCCCCGGCUGGAAGCUGUUCUAACACAGCUGGGGGGAGCGGACUCUGCCUUUCUUGUUCCAUGUGCACCUUGGGAACCGACCACGAGAGAUGGAAGCAGCAUGGAAAGGUGCUAUACUCGAGAGGAAAGCUUUAAUUAAAAAUUACAAAGUCACACUCAUCACGGCAUUGUUCCUACAUUGAUUGCUAAUGGUCCUGAGGAGAAAUUUAAUAACUCCUAGAAAGAUGCAAUAUGUGCAGCAUAUUUGUUCAAUAUAUAUUACCUUUCUCAAGCUGUCAUAGUCCCUUCUCCUUCACUUAUUUGGGCACGGUGCCAUGUUAAUGCAGUUUUGCUUCCCAUUCCCCCUUAGGUAUUUCUUGUAUUUCUUCCCCCUCUGCAAAGCCCCUCUCGCAGAAAGCACUGCUGUAAGUCGAGCUUGGAGCAGACAGCAGAGAUGGUUCCUCUUCAAAAUCUCAUUCUGAGACACAAGUGUAUUAAAACCCAGUAACUUAACUAAAAAUACUGUUUUUAAAAAUUGAGCAGAAAACAUACCCUAAUUAUUUACAAUAAUCCCUUUUAGUGCAUCAAAACACAAAGUUUCAACAUACCUUUUUUUGAAGACUCUAGACAGACAAAAGCGUAAUUACCCCCCCCUCCAAAAAGAGUAUUUUAACAGCCCUCUAGUGACUCCCACCUUAAGGAAUUUAAAAAAAUAUUUAUCUGUGUUUCCUUAGUAUUUUGCUAACACAAACUGAGUCACAGUGUUGCCAUUGGGCAGAACUGGAAUGGAAAGGGAGUGAGCUCUUCAGAGAAAAGCCGUAAGAUUUGUCUGCAGGGUGGCUGCAACUCUUCUCCUGCGGGGUAAAUAAUUUAAGCCUUUUGGUUUUGGAAGACAGCUCCUGCCCAGGCAACACCAUUUUGAAAUUUGAAAGGAAAACCCAUCCUAGUUUCUAAGUAAAAUACUACUGUUAUAGGUCCUCUGCUCCGUAUCCUGCCCAAAGCUGCAGUGGCCAGUCCCACUCCCCUGUUUACCAAUAAAUCCUCUUGAGAUCUAGCCACAUCUCUAGGAUAGAUGGGGCUCCCAGUGUGAUUUUCUAAUAAAGUUUAGGAUUGUUUUGCUGUUUGGGACUUGUUUUGGGUUUGAAACUACAUGAAGACAGAGGUAAAUUAAAAGGAUCUUGAGCGAAAA
This is a messenger RNA of Calidris pugnax (ruff), 3486 nucleotides long. It is a transcript of the gene UTP23, whose product is annotated as UTP23, small subunit (SSU) processome component, homolog (yeast). The transcript has 3 exons. The record is from RefSeq and is a predicted model, not a curated record. Bases 16 to 762 code for a protein of 248 amino acids. Gene Ontology annotation, molecular function: small ribosomal subunit rRNA binding. NCBI's taxonomy places the organism in Eukaryota, Metazoa, Chordata, Aves, Charadriiformes, Scolopacidae. Gene Ontology annotation, cellular component: small-subunit processome; nucleolus.